AUGGCUCGUGACGGCCGAGUCUUCGAGAAGGACCCAGAGACGGGUUCGUCAGAUGUCUUGACAAGGCCGCGACCGAGCGGAUUAUCAGGAUACCUAAGCCAAGACAUUCGCCUCCAGCAUGCCGACAUGAUUCUCCUGGUAUGCAGCUUCAUAUCCGGGCUGUGUGAUAGCGGUGCCUUUAACGCUUGGAGUUGUUUUGUGAGCAUGCAGACCGGGAACACAAUUUUUCUCGGCCUCGGGGCAUCGGGACUGCCAGUCACCAAGCCGUAUGGCUGGCUUCGCUCCAUGAUUGCCAUAAUCUCAUUUCUGUUUGGCUGCUUCUCAUUUUCCUUGACGCGAAACUUCAAGCCCCGGAGUCGGGGCAUGCUUUCCGUGUCCUUCGCGGUGCAAGCGAUACUCCUGACAGUAGCCGCUGUUCUUGUGCAAACAAAGGUAGUGCCAGACACAACAGAUGGGUCCGAGUCAAUGAAGGUGUUGAUUCCUCUCGUCUUCCUCGGUUUUCAAGCUGGAGGACAGGUCUGGGCAAGCGAAGUCCUGGGCUUCAAAGAAAUUCCAACAACCGUUCUGACCAGUGUCUACUUUGGGCUUGCAUCAGAUGUUCGGUUCAUGCAGGGAAUCAAAACGAAUCCCUCGAGGAAUCGACGAUUGGGGGCUGUGUGCGCGCUUUUGCUGGGUGCUAUCUCAGGCGGGUGGCUCUCUCGAAGCCGGGCAGGGAUACCGGCAGUCUUUUUCGUUGCUGCUGGGUUGAAGUAUGUUAUCAGUGCGAUGUGGUUGAUCUGGGUGGCCAGCUCUGCGUAA
Molecule: messenger RNA, 798 nt
Organism: Capronia epimyces CBS 606.96
Lineage: Eukaryota; Fungi; Ascomycota; Eurotiomycetes; Chaetothyriales; Herpotrichiellaceae
Exons: 2
Coding region: 1-798 (265 amino acids)
Source: RefSeq, a predicted model, not a curated record